CCAUUCCCUGUGAGUUACUGUUAGCCCACUGUUCAUAGACAUCGCUCGAAUUACCAAAGCAACUUGAAAACAAGGAAAUUUAAACCUCGCUGUUAUUUGUUUCCUUCUCUAUAUAAUCCAUUGCCACUUCCCUCUUCCACUCAUCGCAUUGACAUUUGUGAACCAACCUCUGAACUUUCAGUUUGAUUCUUCUUGAAACUAUUUGUUUCUUGUCUUUGCCUUCUCUUUUCUUUUGAAGGUUAUUUCUUUCAAUCUUGCUGAAAAUGGAUGUUCUUCAUUUCUUGUUUGGUGUUUUUGGAAAUGCCGCUGCUUUGUUCCUCUUCUUGUCUCCAACGUUUACUUUCAAGAGAAUCAUAAGAAGCAAGUCCACAGAGCAAUUCUCCGGCAUCCCAUACGUUAUGACUCUCCUCAAUUGUCUCCUCUCUGCCUGGUAUGGUCUGCCAUUUGUGUCCAAGGACAAUCUUCUGGUAUCAACAAUUAAUGGGACAGGGAUGGUGAUCGAAACCAUAUAUGUGUUAAUAUUCCUUAUCUUUGCAACAAGGAAGGAGAAGGGCAGAAUCCUAGGCCUUCUCACGCUGGCGCUGGCCAUUUUUGGUACUGUGGCCUUUGUGUCGUUUUUUGCCCUGCAAGGCAACACCAGGAAGCUCUUCUGCGGCUUGGCUGCCACCAUUUUCUCCAUUAUUAUGUAUGCCUCACCUCUGUCCAUCAUAAGGUUGGUGAUUAGAACGAAGAGUGUAGAGUUCAUGCCAUUUUUCUUGUCACUGUUCGUGUUCUUGUGCGGCACUUGCUGGUUCAUCUAUGGCCUACUUGGCCGUGAUCCUUUUCUCGCUAUCCCCAACGGAUUUGGGUGUGGUCUAGGGGCAAUACAACUGAUCCUAUACUUCAUCUAUCGCAAAAACAAAGGUGAAGAAGAACCUGUGAAGAAACCCACAUCUCAAUCCAUGGAGAUGAGUUCAGCAAAGCCACAGCAAGAGAAAAAAAUCUGGGCAAAUGGGUCGCCGGACGAGCAAGUUUAAACAGCAAACUCAACUUGUGCUCAUGAUGCAGCACAAUCACCUCCACAGCAUCAUCAUAUAUAUUAAGAUAACAGAAGUUGUUGAUUGCUGGAAAAAUUUUAGUAGGAGAGGUGAAAGUGUUUGAUACAAAGUUUACUUGUUUCUCUUUGAUCUUCUUUGUAUUUUCUUUUGGAUUUGGCAUCACUGAAAAUUCUAAGUCAGGUGAUGAUCAUGUCCCCCGAAGGUGGUGGGAGGGAAUAGUGUUAGAUGUGUUUUUCAUCUGUAACCUCAUUAAGUUGAGGAAAUCCACUCUUUCAAAAAUAAUAAAAACACAUCAAUAAAUUUAUUUUAACA
Messenger RNA from Manihot esculenta (cassava), 1349 nucleotides. Its product is annotated as bidirectional sugar transporter SWEET1. The record is from RefSeq and is a predicted model, not a curated record. The transcript is spliced from 6 exons. Gene Ontology annotation, molecular function: sugar transmembrane transporter activity. Gene Ontology annotation, biological process: carbohydrate transport. Gene Ontology annotation, cellular component: membrane. The coding region runs from base 264 to 1016 and encodes 250 amino acids. Lineage: Eukaryota; Viridiplantae; Streptophyta; Magnoliopsida; Malpighiales; Euphorbiaceae.